GUUGCGUCGCGCCGUUCUGUGAAGUAAAAAGGGUUUCAACAUUAUUCAUAUCCACUUUCCUCAUAAGUGGGCGGCCAAAUCAUACCACAAUACUCGACGGUAUCGUCGUAACCGAAAGAAAAACACGUUUUCAACUUAACUUCCAUAGCGCUUGCAUAUUACUUAUUUAACACAAUGGGUCGUGAUAAGAAACAGAACCCCUUUGCAGCAAGGAAACGGCAGAAGCGUGCAAACGGUGGCGGUGGUCCAGAUCGCCGCGCCGAGCCCUAUCAGGAGAUUACGCGAGACAAUGCAGCUUUUAUUAAGUACUACAAUAUUCAGCAGAUCUGUGCUACCGAGGAGGAAUGGACGCAGUUCCUCUCUACAAUAAGGGAGAAUUUGCCGACCACAUUUCGUGUCACGGGCUUUAAGGGUGAGGCUAAAGCCUUAUUGAACAUUAUUAAGACGGAACUGUUCACUGAAUACGUUCGUGCUGUGGCCGAAUUGAAUGGGCAGCCCGCGGAGCAGGUACAGCGUCCUUUGUGUCUGCCUUGGUAUCCCAAUGGCAUGGCCUAUCAGUUGCAUCUGACACGCAAGGAUAUAAGACGGUCGGAGCCCCUGUGCCGUCUGCAUAAUUUUCUAAUUGUGGAAACCACUGCCGGUAGCAUUAGUCGCCAGGAGGCUGUAUCCAUGAUACCGCCUAUAGUGCUCGAUGUAAAGCCAACGGACAAGGUACUGGAUAUGUGCGCUGCGCCCGGUUCGAAGACGGCACAACUUAUUGAGGCACUCCACUCGGAGCCCGAGGUGCACAAAAUACCGCCUGGUUUUGUGUUGGCUAACGAUGUCGACAACAAUCGCUGCUAUAUGCUUGUGCAUCAGGCCAAGCGCCUCAACUCACCAUGCUUUCUGGUUACAAAUCACGACAGCACCUUCUUCCCCAAUAUGUUGCAAACCAAUGCCGAUGGCAGCAAAUCCAUUGUUAAGUUUGAUAAAAUACUGUGUGAUGUGCCCUGCUCCGGCGAUGGAACACUGCGCAAGAACCCAGACAUAUGGAUGAAAUGGAAUUUGGCACAGGGAUACAAUUUGCACGGCUUGCAGUAUCGCAUUGCGUAUCGUGGUGCCGAAAUGCUGGAAGUGGGCGGUCGACUGGUCUACUCAACGUGCUCGCUGAAUCCCAUUGAGAACGAGGCGGUGCUGCAACGCAUCAUCAAGGAUGCGGAUGGUGCUUUGGAGCUUGUUGAUGCAGCCCAUAUGGUGCCUGGACUAAAAUUCAAACCCGGCAUGACUCACUGGAAGUUGGCCACCAAGGAGGUGGACACCAUUUACAAUAAUUUUGAAGAGGUGCCUGAAACGUAUCACACAAUCAUUCGGCCAACGAUGUUUCCACUACCGCCGGCGGAGAUCGCACAAAUCGGGCUGGAAAAGUGCAUUCGAGUGUUGCCGCAUUUGCAGGACAGUGGAGGCUUCUUUGUUGCCGUCAUUGAGAAGCGACGCAAACUAUCAACUGAGAAAGACAAUGUGCGCGAACUGUUGGAAAAACCGACACAGGCGGAACCUAAGCUGGAUGAGUCUGGUAAGCCUAUUGAGGAGAAAUCUGUACCUUGGGGGCCUCAGCGCAAACGGCGACGCCUUCACGGCUAUAAAGAGGAUCCAUAUGUGUUCUUCGCUGAAGGUGAUGCCGACUACAAGAGCAUGAAAGAGUUCUAUGAGCUCGACGAUUCACUCAAUGAACGCUGUUUGCUCACACGUUGCGUAACAGAGAAGAAGAAAAACGUCUACUAUUGCUCCGAUGCCAUACGCGAUCUGGUACAGCUAAAUGAGCAUAACAUCAAGAUCAUUAACACGGGAGUUAAGGCAUUUGUACGUUGCGAGAAUCGACAUACAGUGCAUCCAUAUCGCCUGGCCCAGGAGGGCUUACAAACAACAAAUGCAUUCAUUGGCAAUAGCCGACGCAUUGAGGUGCAGCGCGAUGAUCUCAUUCUGCUGCUCAAUUGCACGGAUCCAACGAAACCCCCCUCUACGCUCGAGCUGAAAGAGGCCACGCAGGAGCGCUGCAAGGAACUCGGCGUCGGCAGCUGUAUUCUGAAGUAUGUCGAUCCAAACUUCACUUUAUUUGUGGUGGGAUGGCGUGGCACCUCCAGCCUGCGUGCCUAUGUGGAUAGCGACGAGACGGUGCACAUUUUACGUUUGCUAGGCGCCGAUUUACGCAAGUUCGAGGUCAACAAAUAUGAAAAGGCCAAGGAAGCAGCAGCUGCUGCUGCAGCCGCGGCCGCAACCACAAGCUCAGCUUCUCCCGAUGAAACAAAUGUUGCGGAUAAAACUAGCGAGCCGACACCAAUGGAUACUACCGAUCCAGAGGAAGCGACGCCGACGACCAGCUAGUGCCACAUUUUGUCGAAGAAGCCACAAUAUUAGCAUUUUAUUUUUAUUUUAUUGAAAGGCCAGAGAGAGUCCAAGGUAUCAAAUAGGACGACAAUCUAUCAACGUAAUAAUUUUGAACAUCACUGGCAUUAUUUUAGUUAUUCUGCUGUGAAAUGACAAACAGAAAGAAGUUGUUGUCGUGAACAGGCAGGCGUAUCUAUUUUCAUUUUGUGCAGCUCAGUUAUAAGUAUUUAAACAUUUAUAAACAUUUGUAAGGACAACAUGGUCUUUCGAGCCGGACAUUAAAAACACUAAUAGCAUAUACUCA
Messenger RNA from Scaptodrosophila lebanonensis, 2668 nucleotides. It is a transcript of the gene Nsun2, whose product is annotated as tRNA (cytosine(34)-C(5))-methyltransferase. Gene Ontology annotation, molecular function: tRNA binding; tRNA (cytidine-N5)-methyltransferase activity. The transcript is spliced from 4 exons. Gene Ontology annotation, cellular component: nucleus; cytoplasm. Lineage: Eukaryota; Metazoa; Arthropoda; Insecta; Diptera; Drosophilidae. Gene Ontology annotation, biological process: tRNA methylation. The coding region runs from base 175 to 2361 and encodes 728 amino acids. The record is from RefSeq and is a predicted model, not a curated record.